Messenger RNA from Rhizoctonia solani, 606 nucleotides. RefSeq lists its product as uncharacterized. Bases 1 to 606 code for a protein of 201 amino acids. The transcript is spliced from 2 exons. The record is from RefSeq and is a predicted model, not a curated record. NCBI's taxonomy places the organism in Eukaryota, Fungi, Basidiomycota, Agaricomycetes, Cantharellales, Ceratobasidiaceae.
AUGAGCGACGCAGCAAAGGCCCGGGCUGAAGCCCGCAAAAAAGCGAUUUUAUCUGGCCGUACAAACCGACUUGCCAAGCUCACUUCAACUGCACGAGGAGAAGAGGCUGCUGCAGCGUUCAUCCGAGAGGCCCAGGCUCAAGAAAAGGCGCAGGCUCUUGCUCAGGCCCAAGCAGAGGCCCAAGCCCAACAAAAUGACCUGACAUUGCCUGGAUUUCGGGACUCGAAUCUCCGCGACUUUGUGGGCGAAUCGACUCCUAUAACAUCCCUCACACCCUCUCCUGGUCCUUCCCGGGCGGCUACUCCGUCUUACAUGGCCGAUCUGGGCAACCGAACUCGCGAUGACUCGGGUCUUGAUUCCCCUCCGCCUGUCUGGACCCCAGAGCAAGAAGCAUUGUUGCGCAGGAUCAUGGGCGGACCUCCAGGUGCUGGAUCUCCGGAUACUGGUAUGGCAGAUCCUUUAGCAGCAAUGAUGUCCAUGUUUUCAGGACCUGGAGGUCCACUCGGCGACAUGUUGGGCGGCCUUGGUGGGAAAGAAGGCGAUGCCAUUCCUCCCGCGCUGAAGAAUCUCGGGAUGGGUUCAAACCCCCCAGGAAGCAUUCCAUGA